UAUGACUUCUCCCUGGAAACGAAAACAAUCAAGUGGGCUGAAGAUAUCAAAACAAUUCAAGCUGCCCAGAGAGAAGCUGAACGCAAGGCAGAAGAAGGAUUAGCGAACUCAAAAGCAGCUCCAGAGGACAGCAACAAAAUGGGGUUCUCGGAGGGACCUUGUCCUGAGGCCAUGCCUCCUCCUAUUAACCCCGUCCUCGCCAGCCUGCAGCACAAUAAUAUUCUUACUCCCACGCCAGCCAACAGCAGCGCUGUGAAGCAGAAAGUUCUCAGUCCACCUCAUCCAAAAGCAGACUUCAACCCAGCUGAUUUUGAAUGUGAAGAAGACCCAUUUGACAAACUGGAAUUAAAAACUAUUGAUGAUAAGGAGGAAUUAAAAAAUAUUCUUGAAAUUCAUGUUGGUACUACUGGGCCAAUCGUCGCCCAGCUGUUAGAUAAUACUUUGCCCAAAGGAGGGUCUGAGUCUGUGUUGCAAGAUGAGGAAGUUCUGGCAUCCAUAGAAAGGGCCACGUUGGACUUCAAGCCCCUUCACAAACCCAAUGGCUUUAUCACUUUACCACAGUUAGGAAACUGUGAAAAGAUGUCCUUGUCUUCCAAAGUGUCCCUGUCCCCCAUCACUUCAGUGAGCAAUAUCAAAUCCCUGUCCUUUCCUAAACUUGACUCCGAUGAGAGUGAUCAGAAAUCAUCAAAGCUCACGAGCACUUUCCACAGCACUACCUGCCUCCGCAAUGGCACUUUGCUCAGCUCUUUGCAGGCCUGUGCUCAGAGUAAAGCUAGUGAACUGAACGGACAUCAUAUGGUUGGUCCUUCUGCUCUGAAUGAGGACAGUGGCAUGGAGACAUCAACAUCAUCCUCUUCAUCCAGGCUGCCUUCUCUGGCUGUGUCGACAGUUUGUACAGAAGAAGAAUCAUCUCACAGCACAGCCACCAUGUAUGGUCCCAGUGGCUGGAAAAUGACAGCUAAGCUGCAAGAAUGUGAACAAGUACACCCAGACUGCAAGGAAGCAGAAAUCCCUGUGGUAACGCACCAAAAUUUCCCAGUGUCUAAAGUGCCCAACAACACCAGCUGCACAAAGCGGUCGGGUGUCUCCGCUCCUGAGCUGCAGCAGGUCCUGUCUGCUAGCGAGAGGCAGUGCAUAGAGACAGUCGUCAACAUGGGGUACUCGCCUGAGAACGUCCUGAAAGCCAUGAAGAAGAAGGGACAGAACAUAGACCAGGUUUUGGAUUACCUGUUUGCACACGGACAGCUUUGUGAGAAGGGCUUUGAUCCACUUCUUGUUGAAGCAGCGUUGGAAAUGCACCAGUGUUCAGAGGAGAAGAUCACAGAACUUCUCCAGCUAAUGAGUCAAUUUAAAGAAAUGGGCUUUGAACUGAAAGACAUUAAGGAGGUCUUAUUAUUACAUAACAACGACCAACACAAUGCUUUGGAAGAUCUAAUGGCCCGUGCAGGAGCCAGCUGAAAACACAUUCCUGGAUUCUCAGCGUGCAACGGAGCAGGACCAGCCCCGCCACCUUCGCGUCCAGUGUGACUUGCUCUCUGCAGGAAGGAGUCCAGCUUUUGGCAUACAUGGGAGAGUGACUGAGCUAGCCUGCCCGCCUGCAUCACUCCAGCAUUUCUCUUUCCACUGAGAGCCAACUUUCUUUCUUAAAUUAAAUUUUUAAAGUGCCCUUUCCUAAAUUUCCUUUUUCCAGCUUGGCCACGGAGAAUAUUAGACUGCCCAACCUCUACUGGAAUUGUACAUAAGGAGAGACAGGAGUGGUUCCCUCCCCCUUACUGUUGCACUGGAGUUGGACAGAAGAAUAUUAAGUUGGUUCUGAAACUAGGAUGCUUUGGUUCUUUGAAGCUGCUUUCAUGGUGUCUGCUCGUACUGAAUUACUUGACUGUGUCACAGUCCAGAUUAACUGGUUAAAUUUGACCUUUAGUGCAAUGGAGUUUUAUUUUUUGGUUGAAAGUUAGUCUGUAACUUAGUAAAACACUGGUUCAGAAACUGUCGCUAUGCAUAAACAGAGAAGCUGUUCC
Molecule: messenger RNA, 2018 nt
Organism: Antrostomus carolinensis (chuck-will's-widow)
Lineage: Eukaryota; Metazoa; Chordata; Aves; Caprimulgiformes; Caprimulgidae
Gene: UBAP1
Product: ubiquitin associated protein 1
Exons: 7
Biological process (GO): ubiquitin-dependent protein catabolic process via the multivesicular body sorting pathway; regulation of DNA-templated transcription
Cellular component (GO): ESCRT I complex
Molecular function (GO): ubiquitin binding; DNA binding
Source: RefSeq, a predicted model, not a curated record